AUGUCUUCUUGCGCCUCUUUGAUUUUCCUUUUCCUUUUCACCUUCCUCCCUAGCUUCAAAGCUUCUGUUAGAGAUCCUAUUUUCCUAUACGGGUUUUGUCCAAAUACGACAACAUUCUCCAGAAACAGCACUUACUUCACCAAUCUCAAAACCCUUUUGUCCUCUCUCUCUUCCCCAAACGCCUCAUACUCCACCGGAUUCCAAAACGCCACAGCCGGAAAAUCCCCCGACAGGGUCACCGGACUUUUCCUCUGCCGCGGAAGCCUCUCCCCUGAAGCUUGCCGUAACUGCGUCGCCUUUUCCGUCAACGACACCUCAAUUAAGUGUCCGAAUGAGAGGGAAGCCGUGCUCUUUUACGAAGAGUGCAUGCUCAGAUACUCUCACCAGAAUAUUCUCUCGACCGUUACAUACUAUGGAGGAUACAUCCUGAUGAAUGCCCAUAACAUUUCAUGUAAUGAAGCAGACCGGUUCGGAGAUUUGGUGUCGUCCACGAUGAAUCAAGCUGCCCUUGAAGCGGCGACCAGUCCUAGAAAAUUCUCCACGAUAAAGGCCAACUGGACCGCACUCACGAGUCUGUACGGGCUGGCUCAGUGCACUCCUGAUCUUAGAAAACAAGACUGCUUGAGAUGUCUUUAUCGAUCCAUCUAUCGAAUGCCUCUUAACAGAGUUGGAGGAAGACUUCUAUGGCCAAGCUGUAGUGCAAGGUACGAACUUUACUCAUUCUACAACGAAACCGCCGUUAGAACACCAUCACAACAACCACCGCCACCAGGACAACAGCCUACCAACGUCUCUACUUCUCCGGUGUCGUCUACUCCACGACCUGGGAAAGGUGGGAAUUCAAACGUAUUAGUAGUAGCCAUCGUUGUGGCUAUUAUAGUUAUUGUUCUGCUUUUCACAGCUGGCUACUGUUUCCUUGCAAAGUGGGCAAAGAAGACUUCUGAUAUUGCACCAGCUUUUCAUGGAGACGAUAUAACAACGGUAGAGUCGCUGCAACUUGAGUAUAGAACAAUUCAAGCUGCAACAAAUGAUUUUUCAGAGAGUAAUAAGAUUGGUCAAGGUGGAUUUGGUGAGGUUUACAAGGUACUAUACAUCACUAUUAAUUUAAUUAAUUUGCAUGCGCCUGAGGUUGUUUGUAUCAACACAUCAUUUGAUAACGAGAUGAAAACGGAUAGGGUACAUUUUCGGAUGGGACUGAAGUUGCGGUUAAGAGACUGUCAAAAACAUCCAGGACAAGGUGACACAGAAUUCAAGAACGAGGUUGUUGUUGUUGCAAAGCUUCAACACAGAAAUCUUGUUAGGCUUCUCGGAUUUUCUCUACAAGGAGAAGAAAGGGUGUUGGUGUACGAGUAUGUGCUUAACAAAAGCCUUGAUUACUUCCUCUCUGACCCUGCCAAGCAAGGUCAACUGGACUGGCAGACUCGACGAUACAAGAUCAUUGAAGGGAUUACUCGGGGGAUUCUAUAUCUUCAUCAAGAUUCACGGCUCACGGUCAUACACCGUGACCUCAAAGCAAGUAACAUUCUCUUGGAUGCUGACAUGAAUCCGAAAAUCACUGAUUUUGGAAUGGCAAGGAUCUUUGGAAUGGACCAAACACAAGAGAACACAAGCAGAAUAGUUGGUACCUACGGAUACAUCUCACCGGAAUAUGCGAUGCAUGGUCAAUUUUCAAUGAAAUCUGAUGUCUAUAGCUUCGGAGUAUUAGUUCUUGAGAUUAUAAGCGGCAAGAAGAAUAGUAGCUUCUACGAGACAGAUGAUGUACAUGAUGACUUGGUCACAUAUGCAUGGAGACUUUGGAGUAACGGUACAGGGUUAGACCUCGUGGAUCCAAUUAUUGUAGAUAAUUGCCAGAGGAAUGAAGUUGUUCGAUGCAUCCAUAUCGGUCUUUUAUGUGUUCAAGAAGAUCCUGUUGAUCGUCCGACCUUUUCAACCAUUAUUGUGAUGCUCACUAGUAAUACUGUGACACUACCAGUGCCUCAGCAACCCGGAUUUUUCGUUCAGAGUAGACCAGAGAGAGACCCGCUUGAUACAACAGAUCAGUCUACUACAACCAAGUCUUUUGCAACGUCUGUUGACGAUUCAUCCAUCACUGAUUUAUACCCUCGUUGA
Molecule: messenger RNA, 2109 nt
Organism: Microthlaspi erraticum
Lineage: Eukaryota; Viridiplantae; Streptophyta; Magnoliopsida; Brassicales; Brassicaceae
Source: the annotation of a GenBank genome assembly